This is a messenger RNA of Notechis scutatus (mainland tiger snake), 1584 nucleotides long. RefSeq names its product cilia and flagella associated protein 107 (gene CFAP107). Lineage: Eukaryota; Metazoa; Chordata; Lepidosauria; Squamata; Elapidae. Gene Ontology annotation, biological process: flagellated sperm motility. The record is from RefSeq and is a predicted model, not a curated record. Gene Ontology annotation, cellular component: axonemal microtubule.
GAAAUGCCGCAGCCUUGAGCUGCACCCCACGUGCAGAUAAAAGGGGUCCCCCAACGCCAGAGAUGCUCUUCCGUUUAUCCUCCUGAUGGUCAGCCAGACCUUCCAAGGAACUAGAAGCAUCCCUGAUGCAUCCGGCCCCACAGCCCUGAACCCCAUAGAACAAGCCCAUGGACUGCAUCGCAACAGAAUCUCCUGUUGCCGUGUCACAGGAGGGUAGCCAAGGCGAUGGGCAACAAUGGAGAACCUGAGAUGAAGCAACGCUGCCACAAAGGAGCCCCCAGAAGCUCUCAGCCAGAGGAGGAGAAAGGAAGCUGGUGGGGGGUGGUGGGGAAACAUGAUUAAUCUGUGCAGAGAUGUCCAGGAAUGCACCAUCCCCAGCUGGAAGGUGGAGCCAAAGUACUCAACCAAAGUGCUCAUUGGAAACUGGGGAGAGGAGAGGAGAAGGUUUGUCUGCGAUAACGAGGGGACCAGUCAAAGCACCUUCAAACAAGAUUUUAUUCCUUUCCCCACCGGGACCCCAGACCGAACUGUGAUGCGGAGGCUUAUGAAGCGGCUGGAAGGCCUGCCACGGAAGUAUAUCUUGACCCACUGUGAAGAGGCCAGGCAUCGGCACCUGGUCACGCAGUAUGACGAUCAAUACAACAGGCACGGCCACAACCCACAGCUGCCUCCACUCCGCAAAUGGGACAGGCACAAACUGGCAUGGACGCCAGAGAAAUCAGACUACCCCCUGGUUGAGCCCCCCACCAGCUACGGACUUUUGGAGCACCUGAUGGACACCUGGCACCGUAAAGAGCCGGAAGGGGCCAAGAGCGUCUACCACAGCUCCUACCCCAAGCCUCCCGCCUCGGCAUACGCCCAUCGCCAGCGGCCGGACACCAAGCGCAUCCUGGAGCAGAGCCGCCAGCAGUGGCUGCCCAGAAGCCUGGAUGCCCCUGCCUGAGAAGGGCAGAAGCCUCCCGGGGGUGGGGAGCAGGGAAUCGGUUUGUCCAGCCAGGCGGCUGAGGGCCUUCUCUGAGGCGAAGCUCCCGCUUCUGGCAGGAAUAAGGAGAGCCAGAAGCUUUACACGGUGAGGGAACUGGAGCCAUAAACCACAAACCGAAGCCGUGUUGCCUUUGGGCCUUGAACUGCCUCGGCACAGCUUUUCCCCCAGCUGCCCACAGGCAGAGGAAGAGAGGAGGAGGAGUUUAAACAACUGGCCGGCAUAUCCUGCUCCAGCUGUGGAUUUCAUGCCUUCCUAGAGCUCAACCACAAUUCCAGGGACAUAGAAAACGGAGGGGAGCUUGAGGCGGGGGACACCCCCCCCCCCCAGAACAGGUUCAGGGAGUUUAGAGGCCACGUGGCACCGAGCUCUCGCUCUCCUUCCUUGGCACCUGGGCCCAAUAAAGCUGCUGGAGGCACCUGGGAGACUACAAGUUUCUCCUUCCGGGAUGGGGGGGGGGGGGGAGGACGGACACCCAGCGGUUGGAUUAGGACAGAAAGGAAGGGCUGCCCCAUGUGGGAGAAGGCUGAUGCUGGACAUAUUUUCCAUUGGUUGGGAGAGGGGGGACAGGGCAAGGAAAAAUAAAUAGGCGGAACAAAGAC